Messenger RNA from Vespula vulgaris, 1258 nucleotides. It is a transcript of the gene CSN7, whose product is annotated as COP9 signalosome complex subunit 7. The transcript is spliced from 4 exons. The record is from RefSeq and is a predicted model, not a curated record. NCBI's taxonomy places the organism in Eukaryota, Metazoa, Arthropoda, Insecta, Hymenoptera, Vespidae. Gene Ontology annotation, cellular component: COP9 signalosome. Bases 118 to 1059 code for a protein of 313 amino acids. Gene Ontology annotation, biological process: COP9 signalosome assembly.
CUUUUGUAUACGUUCGAAGUUCAAUCUAUGCGCAAUAAACUUGCGCAUUUACGAAAAGGGUGAAUAAGUGAAAAAUUUUGGUAAGAUUUUCGGAUAGUUAACUCAACGAUAUUCAAGAUGACUGGUGGUACAUCCACCGAAAAGUCAACAAGUAAUCCUUUGGAACAAUUUGUGCUGCUUGCAAAAACAGCUAAAGGUGCAGCGGCUUUGGAAUUAAUACGUCAAGCUGUAGAAACACCAGGAGUUCAUGUCUUCGGUGAAUUACUAGAUAUGCCAAAUAUAAAGGAAUUGGAAAGUGGUCCAUAUGUUCAAUAUUGGAAUACAUUAAAUUUAUUUGCAUAUGGUACAUACAAACAAUAUUUAGAGAAUAAAGAUAAGGUACUGGAAUUGACUCCAACGCAAAAAAAGAAGCUUCAGCAUCUUACAAUUGUAACUCUUGCAACCAAGUCUAAAUGUAUACCUUAUUCUGUCUUACUCGAAGAACUUGAUAUAAAAAAUGUCAGAGAUCUAGAGGAUUUAAUAAUAGAAGCUAUAUAUGCAGACAUAAUACAUGGUAAAUUAGAUCAAAAGAAUUCUCAAUUGGAAGUGGACUAUGCUGGUUUAGGACGCGAUGUUAGACCUGGUGAUGCAGGAGUAGUAGCAGAAACUUUAUCUGCUUGGGGAGAAGCUUGUGAUGCUGUUUUAGCAUGUAUUGAAGAACAAGUAACACGUGCAAAUGUAGAAAAACAAAAAGCUACUUAUCACAAAGAAAGAAUACAACGAGAUAUUGCCAAUAUAAAGAAAUUGCUUGCUGCUCAAGCUGGUGGUGGUGGAGUACAAGAAGCUGAUGUAGCAGGAGGUAGUUCUAGUGCAGGUGGCAGCGAAUCUGGUAGAGAAGCCUUACCAGUGCUACCAGAUUUAAAGAAAAAGCAACAGAAGAUGAAAUGUCUCAGAGGCAGUGGAUCUACAGACACAUUUUUAGGAUCUACUGCGGCAUUUUCAGGAUCUACAACGCCAUUUUCAGGAUCUUCUACGUCGCGAACUGAGGUCGAUCGGCCGUCGGUGAAGAAAUUGGGGUGAUCGGAGAACGAGUUAGGGUGAUUAAAUUAGAGGAAAACAUGUAUGGGGAUUUCGUUCGACGGUGUAUCUCGACGUCUCUAUUAUAUAUAAAUUUUAUACUUUAACAAAUAAAUUUCAUCUUUAAAAUGUUUCAUAUAUAUUUAUUGUAAGUUGCAACACUUUUGGUGUGCACGUAUAACAAAUAAAAACUAUACUAAGA